CCGAAAGCUUCGAUCCGUCUUUCCAAUGGCUCCAAACCCUAAGCGAGCUCCUCCGAAAAAACCACCCCCCAAACCCCCAUCGCCGUCCCCCUCCUCCUCCUCCUCCGGUGAUGAUUCCGACCCUCAACCCCCUCGCCCCACCAACAACCCUAUCCAAUCCUCCUCGGAAGACGGUCAACAAUCCACCCCCAAACCCAAACAUCAACCUCCGGCGAAGAAUCAACAAGUUGGCUCUGAUUUGAGCUCCGGUGAGGACUCCGAUUCCGACUCUCCACCUCCCCUUGAGAAGUCAACGUCUUCUCGUCGGCCAGAUCCAUCCAUCAAGCCUAUCAGCUCCAAACCCAUGGCUGAAAGCCCUAAAUCGAAGAAACUUUCCACCCCUGCCCCCAAAUCUGGUCAGAAUCCUAGCAAUGCUCCGGAUGCUGUUGAGCCUGAGAGCACCAUCACGAAGCGGAAGCUCUUCGAGAGGUUCUGGAGCGAGGGCGAUGAGAUCAAGAUCCUUGAGGGCGUUGCUGAGUAUCACCGCAAGAAGGGCACUAAUCCGGCCUCUGUUGUAGAUUUGGAUUCGCUUCACGAGUUUAUGAAAUCGUUUCUUGGCUCUGAAUUUGGUAAAAAUCAGCUUGGAGAUAAGAUCCGCCGUCUGAAGAAGAGGUUUCGGACGCUGCAUGCUAAGAACAAUGGUAAUCCAAAAAUCACCAAGCCACAUGAGAGAGCAAAGUAUGAGCUUUCCAAGAAAAUUUGGGGAAAAAAUAAGUCUUUGAUUGAUGAAGCUGAGGAUGAUGGUGAUGAAGAUGAAGAUGCUGGGAAUAGCAGUGAACAUGAGACUGUAAAACAGAGCUCUGGGAAAUCUCGGAAGCGCAAGGAUCCUGUGGACAAUGGGGUUUUGAAUGAUGGAAGUAAUCGCACUAAAGAGGUUGAUGAUUGCUCAUAUGAAUACAUAAGGGAAGCAUUUGGUCAGAUGAAAAAUGAUAUUUUUUCAGACAUGUUUUUAGAGCAGGGGCUGAAGUUGGCUGAACCGAAGAAGGCGAAGAAAUUGGAUCAGGAAUUUAGAGAGCUAAGUAUGCUUGAGGCAAAGUCUAAUUUAGAGUAUAUCAGCAUAGUGAGAGACAUCACAAGUCAUGCUCUGGAAGCACUUCAAAAAUCAGGUUAAUUUCCUUCCUUUUGACGAUAUGCUGGCCUUUCUUAUGAAGAGGAUAUUUUUAACUUUUAACAUGUAUAAUGGUAUAAUUCUGUUGCAUUUUGGUGCGCUAUUGUUAAUUUAUGAAUUGGUUGUUCUAGUAGGAUGGUUGUGAGCAAAAUGGCAUUUUGAACCUUUUUGGUAAUGUCAUUGGAACUUAAAAUUUGUCUAUUUUCUUGAGGAUUUUGUAUUUUUUGUUAACAUUUUCUGCGCGAAUGUUAGCAGUUUAUUUA
Molecule: messenger RNA, 1410 nt
Organism: Dioscorea cayenensis subsp. rotundata (Guinea yam)
Lineage: Eukaryota; Viridiplantae; Streptophyta; Magnoliopsida; Dioscoreales; Dioscoreaceae
Product: probable transcription factor At4g00390
Exons: 1
Coding region: 26-1150 (374 amino acids)
Biological process (GO): regulation of DNA-templated transcription
Cellular component (GO): nucleus
Source: RefSeq, a predicted model, not a curated record